AUGAAAGGUCCCGAUCCUUAUGCUCAUUAUAUUGAAGCAUUGCAAAAGACCUACCUGCCAUUUGACACUUCAGAGACAUCUUUGGCAUGGGACGCCUCAACAUUGUCGCAAGAUGACUUGGACCAACAAACUACACACAAUCACAACGCAUCAUUGAGAGCAUCGACAGCGUCAACAUCGUCGACAUUAGUGCGAGCACCAUCAUCGUCGAGAGUGGCAUCAAUCAAUGACUAUGUGCCACGUAAGCCACUGAUACGUGACAGGUCCAGACAGUUGUUAAGGACACAGCGCAACGUACCUCAUAUGAAGAGGGAGUUUGACUCGGACUUUGAUGGCAACGAAUCAGAGGAUGCCUAUGAAGAGGAGGAUGCCGUCCAACUAGUGCAACAACAACAGAGUGAGUCGUCCGGCUCAGAGCUGGACUCGGAGGGUGAGUGCACGGCCGAGCAAGAGAUGCUGCACCAAGACUCUGUGUUCCGCACUGAUGACGCACUGUCCUACAAGUGGUUCUUCAACACACCAAUGAUCCAGAUCACCAAUCUAGAGUCAAUCCGUCAUGUUCUCCGUGACAAUAGUACAAUCUACGAGAGGAUAUGGGGUUAUGGGCCUCGUGUCCUUCAAGCUGGAGGUCAACUUAAACGAUUCCUACGUGUUUACUCUGACGCAUUGUCCAGUGACGAGUCACUCAUCGACAUAUUCCCAGUGAUCAACCAGGACUGCCACUCAUUUGUAAACAACCUAAUCAAGAAUCAAUCCGGCGAGUCAUUAUCCUCACAGAAGGUUAUCAAAGAUUUCUACCUAUCAUUGAUUGCCAAGGUGUUGCUAGGCGACAGUGAGGAAUCACAUCAGUGUAUCAAGGCACAUUACUUCACGUACUACAAGGGUCCAGUUGAUCUCUUGUACCGAGUCGUACCAUUCCUAACAUCACUCCCAACAAAGUAUGGCAAGAAGUAUCAAAAGAUGGAGAGAAGAAAGGGAUUCUUCAAGAUGUUGGCAAUGAAGGCAUACUACAACGCCAAGAACAAGGUUGAGUAUGAGGGUCCACUGGACGUCCUGAAGCUUGUCUCCAGGUCCAGUAUCGAGGAUAUCGAAGGAAUCACAUUAGACGAGAUAUUGUCAUCAUCAUUCUUGGUGAAUCCAGCAUCAGUUAUUGCACCAAUAUGUUCAAUAUUGAACAUUAUGUAUACAGCGAUCAGACUACCAGAGAUACAGACAAAGAUCAGAGAAGAGGUGAAGGAAGUAAUGAAUGGACGUAGUUUGGAUCAGUUGGCAGUGGAGGACAUUGACAAGAUGGAGUACCUAGACCUUGCACUACGUGAGAUCAUGCGACUAUUCCCACCCUUCAGCGACAUCAUUCCAAGACAGAGCAACACUGCUGACAGGAUACUUGGAUACAGAGUACCAAAGGGUUCAUUCGUAUCAUGCCCAUUCAUCAAGCCAUUGAGGAAUCCACAGGUGUUCCUUGAACCAGACAAGUUCAUCCCGGAUAGGUAUCAUCAUGAGACGAGGGAGGCCAGACUUGUGAGUGAGAUACCAUUCGGCUUUGGAACACGCAAGUGUUUGGCCAAGAGGUUAUCAAAGCUCAUACUCAAGACAUUCAUGAUACACAUGUUCUCCCAGAUGACCAUCCAGGGUGACAACAUGGAUUCAGUCAAGAUUGAGAUCAAGCCACAGACAUGGAUAGUACCUGAGCCACCCAUCAUAUUCAAGGCACAUCCAAUAUCCAAAGCCACACGAGCUGAGCAAUAG
Acytostelium subglobosum LB1 is the source of this 1749-nucleotide messenger RNA. RefSeq lists its product as hypothetical. Gene Ontology annotation, molecular function: iron ion binding; heme binding; oxidoreductase activity, acting on paired donors, with incorporation or reduction of molecular oxygen. The transcript has 5 exons. Bases 1 to 1749 code for a protein of 582 amino acids. Lineage: Eukaryota; Evosea; Eumycetozoa; Acytosteliales; Acytosteliaceae. The record is from RefSeq and is a predicted model, not a curated record.